Molecule: messenger RNA, 3550 nt
Organism: Hemibagrus wyckioides
Lineage: Eukaryota; Metazoa; Chordata; Actinopteri; Siluriformes; Bagridae
Gene: clic5a
Product: chloride intracellular channel 5a
Exons: 6
Coding region: 1453-2205 (250 amino acids)
Source: RefSeq, a predicted model, not a curated record
GAGUUUUGCAGAGCUCUGUGUGUGUGUGUGUGUGUGUGUGUGUUUAAGCCAUGAUAUUAAUAGAUUUUCUUUUGGUGUAUAAUAUUUAGUUGUAUUAUUUUAAGGCAGCUAAAUGGUAGCUGGAUGUAAAGCAGUAAUAUAUCGACAGCUUUGUAAUGUGGCUCCAACUGAGCCACUAGAGGUCACUCUAAUAUGUAUGUGUAUGUACAGUACUGUGGCUCUCAAUGAUGUGUAAAUCACACACAUUAAGGAGUUCCCGGAAAUGUCUUUUGUCAAGAAAAUCUUUAAAAGAACGAGUGACGAGAAACACUUCACGUUUCUUUCAAUUUGUUGUGAUGGUAAAUUGAGUUGCUUGUGUAUGUGGACGAUGUUGCAGUUUAAGUGGACUGUCUUCCCUGUAAUAAAGUCUCAUUCAGAAAUAAUUACGCUAUUGCUACUUACUAAACAAAAUGAUCGAUCAUGCAAUAACUAGGUUAUUGUUUAUGUAGUAAUAAACAGUGAACAAAGUAAAACUUUUGUGUCGGGAGAACUUAAAUCAUAUGACUGGAGUAUACACCUACUUAGGUGGGAGUUCAGGGUGUGUGUGUUGUGUGGUGUGAGUUAGCAGUUAAGCAAGCAUCUAUAUUUAGCGAGUGGAAUGUCCAGCUCCUGUCUCCACCCCAGACUACAGCCCAUCUCUGACUCACUGUGAAUAGCGUAUGCUAUACUUCCCUACAGGUUGCCUUUUUCACAAUAACUACUUAUCAGUAUUCUUUUUCCAAAUUUCCAACAUAUGUGUUCAGGAGAUCAGAAUCUCACAGUUUGCAGCAUAGACUUACUGUUAUGGAGGAUUCUUCAUGCAGUUUAUCAGAUGAGCUUUCACUGUAUCUAAUUAUAUGGCCAUAUUGUAUUGGUUUUAGCAGGAUUCUCUUUUAAUCAGUCAUUUUUGCAUUUAUUGAUACAUCACGUCUGUUAGUGCUUAAGCAUUACUCAUCCUCCUGGAUCCUGAACACUUCAUCUGGAUUUUCACACUGAAGUAGGACAUCUCUUUCCUCUUCUCCCAGGGUGACUCAGUCACUGACAUUGUUUUUUUAAAUACAUGAGAUGCUGAAAAGUGAUUGAUUGCUGGCAGGACAUAAAGGCAAGAGAGUGAGAGUGUGUGUGGAGGGAGUGUAGGUGACACAGGAGCAGACAUUCGGAGCUCCUCCCUCUCCUCUUUGCUGGCUAUUUUUGGCCCGAGUGUGACAGUGAGAGCAUGCUGUACCCCUGACAGCUGGGCCCAGGGGCCAAAUCAAAACAAGGCUGCCCCUCAUGCACUUGUUGCAUGAAUAGGACCAUCACUACAGCCAGCUGAAGGUACAGUAAGGACAGUAAGGGAGAUUCUUUGGUGAGCAAGCUUUUUCCUGCUUCCUUCCUCCAUCCCAGCCUGAGCUCUGUGGCACAGUUGGGUGAGGGAACAUUAACAGAGCAAAAAUGACCGACUUGAUCUCUUUAAAUGAAGAGGAUAAGGAUCCUGACAUUGAGUUGUUUGUAAAGGCAGGCAGUGAUGGGGAGAGCAUUGGGAACUGUCCCUUUUCCCAAAGACUUUUUAUGAUCCUAUGGCUGAAAGGGGUGGUAUUUAAUGUCACCACUGUUGAUCUGAAAAGGAAACCACCAGAUCUACAUAAUCUGGCACCUGGGACACACCCGCCUUUUCUCACCUUCAACGGAGAGGUGCGGACUGAUGUCAACAAGAUCGAGGAGUACCUAGAAGAAAUGCUGGCGCCUCCAAAGUACCCAAAACUAGCAACAAAAAACAGGGAAUCAAAUACAGCAGGAAAUGAUAUCUUUGCUAAGUUCUCUGCAUAUAUAAAGAACACAAACUCUGAGGCUAACACAAGUUUACAACGAGGGCUACUGAAGGCUCUGAAGAAACUAGACGAUUUCCUUAACACUCCUCUGCCUGAGGAGAUAGAUGCAGAUAGCAUGGAGGAGGAGAAGUGCUCUACCCGUAAAUACCUCGAUGGCAACGAAUUAACACUAGCAGACUGCAAUCUGCUCCCUAAACUUCAUGUUGUCAAGGUUGUAUCUAAGAAAUACCGUAACUUUGAGAUACCGUCAGAGUACACUGGAGUGUGGCGCUAUCUACAGAAUGCCUACGCACGGGAUGAGUUCACCAACACGUGUGCAGCGGAUAGAGAGAUCGAACUGGCUUACCAGGAUGUAGCCCGGCGUCUGGGCAAAUGAAACCUACAGAAGCUCAAGAUUGUAGCUUAUUUUUACUGACAUAACUACAUUGAGAGGUGACACCUCUGUCUCAUGAACGUGUUUAAUACAUUUGAUAAAUAAUACAUGACUAACAUUUUUUUCAGGGGGAAUUUUUGAGUUUGCAGCUUUAUUGUGUGUUGCCUUGAGGACGCCAUAUUGGAUCAGUCCUAUAAAUGCCCUAGAUAGACUGUUGCCUGGUCUGAUGCUGCCUGUGUACAUUUUACAUGUCGAUGCUGUUUUGAUCCCCGGGUGCAAAUGGCACGAAUCUGUCUAAUCAGCAACUCUGUAAUGGGCUUGAGAAAAGACUGUGCCACUAAAAUAGUUCUCUGCAAUAUCUCUGCAGCCUUCAUUCUGUUGAAAUGCACAAGGCAGCCUGUGUCAUUUCCUUCCACUCCAUUGUACUACUUUAUGCAAUCCACUCACCAGAGUUAAACAGACCUGCAGUAUUCUCCGCAAAUAUGCACAACUAAAUGCUAUGCAAUUUAAUUCUGCACUGAAUCUAUUACAUUUCUGAUCCUGUCAUUAUCUUUGAUCAAGAGUUUUAUUUUUGUGCAGUUUGAUUUAUUUUAUUAUAAAACUGCUUUUUGCUUAUGAUGAAGUGUAUGUGCUGACAUUUCCUGUUGAGGAACAGUGUUGGGUUUUGAGACUGGAUUUUGGUAAACACCAACAUAUUGAGUCCCUGCACUUCUUGUAGAGCAGACUUGUAUUUUUCUUAAGGAAGCAGCGCCAUCUUGUGGUGAAGGCGUAGAAGAGAAGAAAAGGGUACACAAUAUUUAUUAUCAAUCGCACUAGUUUGCAUGAGGAAACAAAUUGGACGGUCAAUUUAACCAACAUUUCAUUCUAACAAUGAAUAAAAAUCUCAUUAAAUCUCUGGCAGUUGUGCAUUGACGCAGUUUUGCAUCAUUUCAAUGACCUAAGCCAUUUUACAUGAUACUGCGAUUGCAUGUGAGUGAGCUAAAAUACUGAACCAUUGACAUGGUGGUAUAUUUAUCAGUAAUCUAAUUUAUAAUGAUAUUACUGUUCCUGUACAAUGUCCCAAAUGAUUUGUUUAUGAACUUUUAGAUAGAUCUUGCAUAUUUCUCUCCUCUGCUAUAUGCCACAGUGUUGUACUGAAAUUUCUUCUAAUGGCAAAUAAAUGUAUUUUUUUUUAAAUAAUGCUGUUUUGCAUUAUAUACUUUUAUUACACAGAGUGUCCCAAACUCUGUCAUGUAGAGGAUGCUUUGUACAUAGAGUUACAUUUUGUUUAGAAAGUGUUCAUUUCCUCUAUUCAAUUAAAUUCAAUUUUAUUUUAUGACAAAGGACAUUGUUUUAAAGCAGCUUUUAU